AUGAUCCCGUUAUCUAAAGAACUAGAGAGCACGGGUAUAGGAUAUAAUAUAACAGGACAAAAUAAACGGAUCCAUCAUCUUUUAUAUAUGGAUGACCUCAAACUUUUUGCUAAGGAUGAUAAAGGUCUAGAUAGGUUGCUCCAAAUAACAAAAUCAUUUAGCAGUGAUAUAUGCAUGGAAUUUGGGUUAAAUAAAUGCGCAAAAGUAAGAUUCCAUCGUGGAAAAUUAGCCACUUCAGAAAAUAUGAACAGCGAGACAUUUCAACGCGUUAAAUCUUUAGACGCGUCAGAAACAUACAAAUAUCUAGGUUUUGAGGAAUGCCUUGGUACAAACAACAGAACCGUAAAAGAACGACUUGAAAAAGUAUAUAUUAAGCGCUUAAGAUCGGCCCUAGACAACGAGUUAUGUGCAAAAUUUAAAAUCGAGACUAUCAACACAAUUGCAGUCCCAGUUCUAAGAUAUAGUUUUGGAAUAGUAAACUGGAGCAAGUAUGAAAUGCAGGCACUUGAUCGGAAAACAAGAAAACUGCUAAGAAAGUUUAACCUACAUCAUCCUGCAGCUGAUAUCGAUAGGCUAUACGUAUCAAGGUUAGAAGGAGGGAGAGGACUAAUUCAACUAGAAUCACUACUAAAGAGCAGCGUAAUUGCGACAGCAAAUUAUUUAAAAUCAGAUUCUGGAGACCCGCUAAAACAGAUGCUAGCUGAUUGGGAUAGAAAUCAAGCGCCGAGUUUGUCUUUGCAGCGGAAAGCUGAGCAAUUCCAACAGGAAUUAUACAGAAUAUCAGAAGAUGUAGAAAACACAACAGUCGGAAGAUCCGACAUAAGAGAAAUUUUAAAAAAACCUAAGGUAAAUCCUGGGAAAAGAAACCUUUGCAUGGCCAACACAAGAGAGAAAUAA
Molecule: messenger RNA, 897 nt
Organism: Sitophilus oryzae (rice weevil)
Lineage: Eukaryota; Metazoa; Arthropoda; Insecta; Coleoptera; Curculionidae
Exons: 1
Coding region: 1-897 (298 amino acids)
Source: RefSeq, a predicted model, not a curated record